GCAGUGAAUCACAGCGACUGGCCGUUGAAGGUUCGAGGUUCUGGACUGACUGGACCCAGCAGUGGAGCUGCGACAGAAACCAGCCGCUUUCCUGACCGCCGCGCUUCCCUGAAGCAACCGCUGCCGUCAGAAGACGAAACAGAAAUGGACGAAAAGGCGUUCACUCAGGAGGUCGACCAGUGGAUCGAGCAGCUGGGCGAGUGCAAGCAGCUGUCCGAGGGUCAGGUGAAGACCCUGUGCGAAAAGGCGAAGGAGAUUCUGACCGAAGAGUCCCACGUGCAGGAGGUGCGCUGCCCAGUGACCGUGUGCGGCGACGUUCACGGCCAGCUCCACGACCUGAUGGAGCUGUUCAGGACCGGAGGGAAGUUCCCCGACACCAACUACCUGUUCAUGGGCGACUACGUGGACAGAGGAUACUACUCCGUAGAAACCAUCUCCCUGCUCAUAGCUCUUAAGGUUCGUUUCCGGGAGCGAAUAACCAUCCUGAGGGGAAACCACGAGAGCAGACAGAUCACUCAGGUCUACGGUUUCUACGAUGAGUGCUUAAGGAAAUACGGGAACGCCAACGUGUGGAAGUACUUCACUGACCUGUUCGACUACCUGCCGCUCGCGUUAGUCGACUCUCAGCUUGCAGUUUGAUCCGGCGCCUCGAAGAGGAGAGCCACACGUAACCCGCCGCACCCCAGACUACUUCCUGUGAACUUUGACCUCUCCUAGCGAGUCCAGGCUCUGUGACUCGGAAGCGAUAUCGAUACGAAUGAGGAACAGAAAACUGGGAAAACAUCGCGGCAUGGCAUAACGCUGCGAUGCUGGAAACCAUGAAACUCCUCAUUCUGUGCAGCUGCAGCUGCUGAAGUCCAUCAGCUUCAGUUCUGCAGAUCAACAUGUUUGCACUUUUGUACAUUUAAAUACAUUUAUCACAUUUGUAUAAUAUGUCUAAAAAAUACAGAUUAUAAAUUAUGAUUUUUUUCCCUUCCUGUUUUUUUUUUGUUUUGUUUUUUCUUU
This is a messenger RNA of Poeciliopsis prolifica (blackstripe livebearer), 1005 nucleotides long. RefSeq names its product serine/threonine-protein phosphatase 2A catalytic subunit alpha isoform-like. The transcript has 4 exons. Gene Ontology annotation, biological process: mitotic cell cycle; peptidyl-serine dephosphorylation. Bases 145 to 639 code for a protein of 164 amino acids. Gene Ontology annotation, cellular component: cytosol. Lineage: Eukaryota; Metazoa; Chordata; Actinopteri; Cyprinodontiformes; Poeciliidae. Gene Ontology annotation, molecular function: protein serine/threonine phosphatase activity. The record is from RefSeq and is a predicted model, not a curated record.